AUGGGAGACUUCUACCAGUUCGCCCCAUUGUGGCAUCUGUUCAAAACCGUUGUGCUCCUCGAAGACCAACUCCGGGCACGCAACGAUCCCCAACUUCGCGCACUCCUGGAUCGAGUUCGUAACGGGCGCCAGACGCAGCAAGACCUCGACUUGCUCAACGAAAACAUUGUAGGACGCUCCCAAAUCACCUUCCACGAUGGUUUGCGUGCUAUAACGCCACUGAACCGCACCCGCUGGGCCCUCAACAUGGAAGCUGUCGUGGGCUGGGCGCGCUUCAACAAGCGGCAUAUCCGGAUCUUUGUCUCGACUCACACCUGGCGCAACGGCACGCUUUCUCCAAACAUCGUAGCGCGAACCAUAGGACAAGGUGACGACUCCGCUUGCAAGGUCCCCGGCGUCUUCUUCUACGCCCAGGGCAUGCCUGUGGUUGUGAACAAGAACAUCUACACUGGCUUGAAAGUUGUGAAUGGGGCCGACUUUACUGCCGUGGACGUAAUACUCGAUCCCAAUCACCCAGGAUACCACUUGGCGGAUGACGUGACCAUCCACUUCGGGCCACCGCUCGGCAUUCUUCUGCAGUCCGAGGAGACGAAGGCCUUGGCGAUACCGUCCUCCCGGUGGGGACGGUGCGAUUUUACGAGCCUCUAUGUGCAACUGUCCAGGUGCACCUCGCUUCGGGGCAUCAAGCUUCUUGGUCCUGUGAGACAGCAUGAUUUCAUUGGCAAUGGGCUGGAUCCGGCCAUAAUUGAUGGAAUGCAGAGACUCAAGAACUUGGCCGCAGAAACGAGACGGUUAUACGAGGACCAGGGUUUCGAAAAGUAG
Messenger RNA from Hirsutella rhossiliensis, 822 nucleotides. RefSeq names its product PIF1 protein. The coding region runs from base 1 to 822 and encodes 273 amino acids. NCBI's taxonomy places the organism in Eukaryota, Fungi, Ascomycota, Sordariomycetes, Hypocreales, Ophiocordycipitaceae. The record is from RefSeq and is a predicted model, not a curated record. The transcript has 3 exons.